GCAUGUUAGGAAAGAAAAAGCUAUAGAUUGGGAACUUGGAUAUGCAAUGACCAUUCAUACCAUUGGUCGUAUAGAAUAUUUGAGCCAACUUAUUCAAAUUGAAGGUCCCUCAUUACCUCCUAAAAUUGAAGAUGCAAAAAAUAAGAAAGCUAUCGAACAUUCAUUAAGACCAUUUAUUUCUAAAAAACUCGUAGGAUAUAUAGAUCAAGAUAAGAAAAAAGGUUAUGAAUUUGACUUAUCUGUUGAUUAUAUCCUUGUAUUAAAAGAUUUGCAAAAAAAUAAAUGUAAAUUAUGCCUCAAUGAAAUGUUGUGGGAAUGGGAUGAAGCUGGAAAUUCUGAUCAAUAG
Dentiscutata heterogama is the source of this 346-nucleotide messenger RNA. NCBI's taxonomy places the organism in Eukaryota, Fungi, Glomeromycota, Glomeromycetes, Diversisporales, Gigasporaceae. The record is from the annotation of a GenBank genome assembly.